Pecten maximus is the source of this 1077-nucleotide messenger RNA. RefSeq lists its product as uncharacterized. The record is from RefSeq and is a predicted model, not a curated record. The transcript has 2 exons. NCBI's taxonomy places the organism in Eukaryota, Metazoa, Mollusca, Bivalvia, Pectinida, Pectinidae. The coding region runs from base 1 to 1077 and encodes 358 amino acids.
AUGGGGAAAAAAUGCCAGCUGGACAGUGGAUCAACCGUCAAUGUGUUGCCUAAAUCAAAGUAUUUACAAGUGUUUGAUGACCCUCAAUUGGAAAAGUUGUCAGAGACGGACAUGACCCUAGUGAUGUUCAAUCAAUCAGAGAUGACACCAGUUGGAGUCAGACGAGUGCUGGUCCGUAACCCGAAAAACCGGAAAAAAUAUUCAGUGGAAUUUGUAGUUGUCGACCAAACAGUAAAGCCUAUCCUAGGAGCACGUGUGAUACAGGCCAUGAAUCUGAUUACUGUGAAUAAACAUAACUUAUAUCCGAAAGCUGAGGCUCCGAAGGAGGUAGUCCUACAGGCAUCAACAACCGACAACACCAUGUUUGAAGGACUUGGGAAGUUAGCAGGCAAACUCCACCUCGAGGUAGACCCCACUGUGCCACCUACCAAAAUACCAGUGAGACGAAUACCAGUGUCAUUGAAAGAUAGGGUCCAGGACGAACUGAUGCGACUAACAAACCUUGGUGUGAUAACACCAGUUACCACCCCAACAGACUGGAUUUCAUCGAUCGUGGUGGUUAAGAAGCACAAUGGGAACUUGAGACUCUGUAUUGAUCCCAAACCGCUAAACAAAGCACUCAAGAGGAAUAAUUAUGCGAUGCCGACAAUUGAGGACAUUCUUCCAGAGCUAAACAAAGCACGACUGUUCUCAGUAGUAGAUGCCAAGGACGGGUUCUGGCAUAUUGAGUUGGAUGAGGAAAGCAGUUAUUUGAUGACAUUUGGCACGCCAUGGGGCCGUUAUCGGUGGAUAAGAAUGCCUUUUGGUAUCUCCCCAGCGCCAGAAGAGUUUCAACGUAGGCUGGAUGAAGCACCGGAGGGUCUAGAGGGAACCAAGGCAAUACAUGAUGACAUCGUUGUGUUUGGAUGCGGUGACACUGACGCAGAGGCAAGGCAAGAUCAUGACCGGAAACUCCAUGCUUUGUUCGACAGAUGCCGCGAGAAGAAUAUCAAACUGAACAAGGAAAAAUUAAAGCUUUGUCUAAGUUCUGUCACAUACUUGGGCCACGUAAUCUCAGAAAGCACUCAAGAGGAAUAA